Pocillopora meandrina is the source of this 1722-nucleotide messenger RNA. The record is from the annotation of a GenBank genome assembly. Lineage: Eukaryota; Metazoa; Cnidaria; Anthozoa; Scleractinia; Pocilloporidae.
AUGAUCACAACGACGUCUCCUGUCAAUUGGUCAAACGUCGUAGAAAUAACUGACACUUCCUUACAUUUACACGACAUUAGAUACAAAGCAUACAUCGCGGUUAUGUUUUUCAUCCUCACGGCUGGUUUCCUUGGCAACGUAGUGACAAUACUCGUCCUUUAUCAACCGUCACUGCGCAGUGAAACCUUGACCCCACUCAUGGUGAACCUUGCCUUUGCUGAUCUUUUCCUAACCAUAUUUGGGUACCCCACGUCCAUCACCAUGCUCCUUGCUGGAAGAGACAUCGGAAACGAUGAAACAGGUUGUAGCUGGUACGGUUUCGCUAACGGAACUGUAGGAAUUGCAUCUAUUGUCACCUUCACCGAGAUGACUAUUGUUUUGAGUUAUAUCAUGCAUCAAAUGAAGCCCAGAUAUAGGUGCUCACGAAAAGUGACCUGCGGUCUCACUAUGGCACCUUGGUCUUAUGGUGCGAUGUGUAUGCUUCCCCCUCUUCUUGGUGUGACGCACUUUUCCCCAGGGGCUGCUGGCAUGAACUGCGGUCCUGAUUGGAUAGAUAUUUCAACCAUUGGCAUGGUCUACAGUUUGCUGCUGGUCACAGCUGGAUUUUUCGUUCCACUAAUUAUCAUCUCUCUUUGUUACUUCAAGAUCUUCAGGUUAGUAUUCUUGGCUCAAAUGCUAAGGUGACUAUGUAAUGUAACAGCGCUAUUUAGGAGUUCUCUUACUGAGCUGAGCAAUUGCAAUGUGGCAUAUGAUCUUAAUCAAAAUUUAUUGAAACUCCUAAACUUUUUAGUUCAAGAGAACUAGAGAGGAGAUAGUUGAAUGACUCGAAGUAUUUUUAUCUGACUGAAUUAGAGUAGCAAUUUUGCAAUUACAGAGCCAGAAAUUUAGAUAUUUAGAUAUUUCCCAAAGCUAGAUCAAAGCAGUUUUUAAUAAUGGUAUUUAUUCUCCAUGUAGAGUCGCUUGAAAUAAGCUAAACCAUUCAUAUAAAGUAUUCAUUUCCAUUAGUUUGAUCCUCUUAAUACUAAAUCAGUGACUCACUUAGUAGUUAGAGCGCUUUUCGAUUGAGUGUUGUAAAACCAAACCCAAAGUUAUCACAACAGCCAAUCAGAAUAAGAGGAAAUAUCACAAGGUGCCAAUGGGAAGGCAGAGUGAAAACGUGUAAACUGCGUAGAGCGCGGGAAAACGCGGGUGACCAAGGCGCGAUUGGUUUUAGGUUUUGCUUAUGAUUGGACGAGAGAGUGGUGCAAGUUUUGUGGACCAAUCAUUACCCUUGACAGUCAUUUGUAAAUUACUCUACUUUCAUCUGCGUAACAUUUUCUUACUAGGCUCCUCCGUGAAGAUCUCGUUCCAGGUAAUAGACCCAUAAGAUUGCGGCGGAGAAAACGGCAAAUUAAGUUACUGCGACUGACUGUAGUGGCCAUCACUGUGUUUAUACUGAGUUGGUCUCCGUACUGUAUAGUCAGCAUUAUGAGUAUCUUCAGGGGCGAUCAUUUGCUUUCACCCGGCGAAGCUGAAAUUCCUGAUCUUAUGGCAAAAGCGUCAGUGAUCUACAACCCCUUCGUGUACACAGUCAUGAAUAGACGUUUCCGUCUGACGCUGUGGGCGGUUGUAUCUCGUAAGAGUCAUAGACAGCGACUUUCUAGUAAAAGUAAGGAAUCAAGUACUUCUGUGCAUAAUCGUAUCACAGAUAGUAAGAGUUUGAAGGUGGCUUUUAACGUGUAG